Amoebophrya sp. A25 is the source of this 5869-nucleotide messenger RNA. NCBI's taxonomy places the organism in Eukaryota, Dinophyceae, Syndiniales, Amoebophryaceae. The record is from the annotation of a GenBank genome assembly.
CUACUGCAGCCGCAUUCGGAUGAAGCGACCCCUACCAAAAAGAAAAGAAUAUAACGCACUAGGAAAACGGCGAAUCACCGAUGAGCCAACAUCACCGAUAACCCAACUUGUUGAUUUCUUUACGACUAAAUAAAAGACUAAGACUUGUUGUCAAGAAGAGACACACACAAAGAAAAACAAUGUUCAACACGGGGCCGAUCCGGCAUCCGUCCGUCCGGGAGAUCGAUGCCUCCUAUGAGGACGCCUUACGAGCAGUGACGUCGUUCCAGUACAAGCACUUGGACCUAGUCCAUUCCACAGAACUUCCUCAUGAAAAAGAGGCGCGAUUUCAACGAGAACUCGCGAAAAACGCAUAUCUGGACAGACACUCGACACCAAGCUCGAGCAAAGGAAGCGGGAACAAUGUGUUUGCACGGAGUCGGAGUGCUAGCAAGGAAAGAGAAAAUGCGAAUUAUCUGAGGGCGAGGUACUCGUUUUCAAAUGACUGAUCUCCGGGAGCUGAAUCCAUGGGGCUCCAUCGCUUACAGUGAGACUUAAGAUGCCACGUUGUAGUUUUUGCCGUGAACGAUGUACUUGCAUGCACCCCCUCUUCACCCAUUUUGAAUUUCGAGUACGCAUCACAACACCAGGUUCGGCAGUGACCCCACGGCCGCUACUUCCUCUUCCUUAGCUGCUGGUACACGGCACCGCCCUAGAAGCCAGAACGGCAGCAAAGCAUCCUCUCCUCAAGAAGACUAUUUCAGAUGCGACAGUGCUCGUAGAGAAGCAACUGGUGAUUUCCAUGUAGGGAAAGAAGAUUGGAGUGCAGACUUUGGUAACAAUAUUAGUGGUGAGGAAGGAGUCUCUUUGCUGAGCAAGUUUCAAGCCGAAUGGAAACAGAGGAACAAGGAGCGCCGCGAUAACGAGAUGCAGGAGAAGGAGGAACGAAGACAAAUGCAGAGUAGGAUCCGAAGACAAAUGUCGGACGACCAGCAACCUUCAGGAAGAUUGGCAAGGGAAGUCGACCGAACGGGGGAGAAAAUGGGGAAAAGUGCAUCAUCUGUGGACUUGACGAAUAGUAGACACGCGGGAGCUGAACACACUCUACUUUCAUCCAAGAUCAAAGAAGACAUUCUCCUAGUCUCCUCCGAUCGUGGUGCUAGGGGACAGAACGACUCGCCUGAUCCGGUCAUGGUGUGGCGAGACACUCUGCGUGAUCGACAGAUGAUCACAAGCACGAUUUUAGAUAGGGUUUUAGGUACUUCUUCUUCAUCCUCCGGCCCUGGAGCGCCGUACAGUCGAGAUCCAGUCAGUGACGCUGCUUUUUUGCGGGAACGGGUCAAAUCUUUUUCUCCAAGAGGUGGUGCAGCUUCCACCUCCUUGCCUGCGGAUGUCUACCUCUCUGGCGAUGCUGACUUAAUGGACACGGCUGCGACUGGAGAGCGGAAGUUGAGGAUUCAACGUGACGGUCUGGCUGAAUCAAUGGGCACAAUUGAGGGGUAUCAAGAACUUGACGGUCUUACGCCAAUAGAUUGGAAAGCAGAUUGGAGAAGCGGGAAAUACGACAAAAACCUCAAGAACAAGCCGCCGCUCAUAACUGGUUUAUCGCCAGUAGACACGGGUUUACCAGAACACUACCGUCAAACCGGAACCGAUCGACACAUCUCCUCUUCAAAUCAUCUUGACGAUGAAGAGGACGAUGAUCAUGUUGACCCACAACUCCACGAAGAGCUUCUCAAUGGAGGUUUUCCCCAAGGCAGACGCGUGAAAGAACUCUUCGAGGCCGAGGGAAAUGGCAUCCCUAGUGCUUCGGCAGCACUGAGUUCGACUCUAGUGAAGAGUGAGCUUGCCGAACUAGAUGGACUGCUGAAAAAGAAGUGUCAUCCUGACGGCGUUGGCGAUAUAACUCCAAUCGAAAGCGACGACGAAAUAAGGCCGAGAACGGCGCAGGAUGAAGAGAGAAAAAUGCUCUGGGACGACGAUCCUUCAAUGAAGAAAAUGCUCAAUUUGAAAGACGACGUUGAUCAUGUCAAAGGACAUGGUAGUAGAGUUUGUGCUUCUUCGACAGGUAGAACUUCUACAACGAAUAAGCCUAGGAGAAACUUCAGUACGAAGAUGGACGUCGAGGAGGAUGAAGCAGGAGAAGAUGACACGGUAGAAUUGAAGGGAGGGUUCUUGGAGAAUCGUCCCAGUACUAGUCCACGUGAAGUGGAGGACGUUGAAGACGAAAACGAUCCAACAUCUGACGCUGGGCGUGGUAUGUCUUCAUCUUUUUUGAACAGUACUGCCUCUGCAUCUACAAUGAUGCCAGGCGGUGGUAGACGGAAAUCAGGAGGUACUACAACUGGGAUGAACAAGGGUAGUGCUGCUGCAUCCUCUUCUGCUUCUGCUGCUUCUGCCUCUUCUUCCUCUGCUUCCAACAACGAGACACGUGCCGAGCGAGACGCCCGCAGAUUGCAGGCUCUCUGCGAAGACACCGACGACACAACAAGUCCCAAAUCUUUACAUCAGAAGAUUCGUCGGGAAUUCUUUCGGCCAGGUGACCACUUGGCGACUCACGAGGAACUGGUAGAAGGUCGCGAAGACGCGGCCGUGCGAGAGAGGAUGGUGGAAGCAGGUGAAGAAGGAAUGUUGGGAGAUAAAGAUGAACUCGAACAAGAAGAGGAAAAGGACCGCCUUCUUGGCGACAUACGUUACGCGGCGAUUAGAGGCGACGUGGAUCUGGCUAUGGAGGGGUCAGAACUUCUAAGGCAAAGUGGGAUUGGUGGUGGUGGUGACCCUGGAUAUGAUGACGACGACAACUAUACUGGAGGAGUCGGAGACGUUCAGCAUGAAGUGUUGCCGAGUAUCGACGCAAAAUACGGAGUGGAAGAUGAUAACCAAGUUUUUGUCAUCAUACCGAGACAAGAAGAUACGCCCACGGGCAAUCCUUCUCCUACGAUGAAAACUAACAGUCCCGCAAAAACAGAGUACAACAGCUACAACCAAGCUGCAGCACAGAAUAAUUUUUCUUCUUCAUCCGGCAACAAACCAAUGCAAGAAGUUGUUAGGGAACCAAUGCAAGAAGUUACUAGGGGACCAUCAUCGGGACCCGGGCCAUCGCCGGGUAGUGCUUCAGGCAACAUGAUCAAUGUGCCUAGUACAACUGCAGCAUCUUUUACUCCAGCAUCUAGAACAGCAGGCCCUCCUUCGUCCGCCGCGACGCCGAAGCGAUCACUAGUUCGCGGAGUUCGAGGAGCUGUGCCCUCGAGGAUGGGCAUCCCAGCUCCCGGAGAACGAUCUGGAUCGCCAGUAUCUAGCCUGCGCGCACGUGCUGCCGACGUGGUCAGAGAGGAUGGUGAGACGCUGAAGAAGCUAGCCACUGGUGCGCAAGCUGCAAGGGCUGCAGCUGCGGGACACUACCAGGACAGCUUACAACUACGGGUGGGAAGCGGUGUGAAGCCGAAUAGCGGAGUUUCAAACGAAGUUGCAAAGUCCUCAAGUACGCGAGUAGCCUUCGGAAGUAGACCAGUAGCUUCAGGAGCUCGCUCCCGCUCAGCCUCGCAUACUUCAGCUGGUGGACGAAAUAGGGUACCGACUGCGUCAACGGCGACGAAUCCUGCUAGAAAUGUGGGCAGUAGAAGAAGUAGAAACAUCUUAGGAUCCUCUGGCUCUGGCGGCAAGAUUAGAACGACUAUGAACACGAGAAGCGCUAGUGCUUCUUCCUCAAAGGCAAAUAAUGAGCAACUACAGCGUGCACAACAGCUAGAAAAAAGUGCAGCUUUUCUUUUUGGAAACGCGGAUGAAGAAAACUACAGCAGAAGUAGUUCCGCGAAGCUUCUGAGUGCUACUUCUUCGAUCUCAGCAUCGAACAAGCCGUCUCUUCCAGCGUCACUAGCUUCAGCAGCGGAAAAAGCGAAGUCUCCAGUUCUUCUAGGUCCAGCCCAACGAUUUGUAGAAGCCGAGGGUGGCGGAACUGGUUUAGAUGGAGUGAACCGGAAGAAUGCUUCGAAUAGGCGGAUGGACCGCAAUGAAAUUCGAAAUGCCAUGGACGAUGAACGAGGUCGUGCUCGUGGAAGAGAUCCAGUAACAUUAGCUGGUGCGGCAGUAGCAGAAUUAGGUGCAUCUUCAGUGACAGAUGUCGAAGCAAGGUUACGCAGUGCAGUGAAAGAAGGAGUGUCGUUUCCCAUAGAACAUGUAGACGAGGAGGAAAUCUAUGAAGAACUACAAGGUACUGCUGAUCAACAGGAGAUGAACCUCAGUUCCAGUCAAACUAGGAAUGUUGGCCUCCUCAACGAAAGCAAAAGCGCUGAACACGACAAGGCAUGGGAGUUGAUGAAACAGACGCGCACAGAACAGGGUGAUUUGCGAUCCAUUUAUGACUUAGAUGGUCGUUGGCGUUCCGACAGCGGUCUCGACAUAGUAGUACGUAACGGCGUCUGCACUUGGCUCAACUUGCCUCCUCAAGAAGGUUCUGCGGGUCCUCCUAGUGUGGCGUUUACUAGUCGGCAAUCCCUUGCCAUCGAUGGCGAUGAAUACGCAAUCUUGAGAUGCGAAUAUUUCGAGGGCGUCGUCUGCGGCGUCCGCUGGUCGGAUGAUGAUUACUGGCAUCGGAACGAAAAGGAGCUCCACGAUUUGAUCUCGAAACAACUCAAAGUCCAGGCUUUACAACCAGAGACGUUGCAGCUUGGACGAGCAGCGUUUCAAGAAGCAGAUUUAGGUAAGGCAAUGCCGAAAGCCAACUACCUGAUCCGGCAAGGCGGAAGUGUGCCCACCAGUUUUAUGCCGAAUGCAAGAAAUCGAACAAGUUUGUGGAACGCAGGAGCACAGGAGACGAGAUUGGUAUUCUUUGUUUCUCAUGGUCAUGCUCAUGCUGUCUCUUCCAUUUCUUUCAAUUGGCACAGGCUACUGUGAUUCGAAUUGAUUCAGAAUAAAGACCUACAUCACGUUCACGACAACAGGACCGUGAAAGACUUCGACAAUACCUGAUAAACGAAGAAGUGAUGGGUAUAACGGCUAGACAAAAGCGGCAGAUUGACAAAGAAAAAAGCGAGCACAUCAAAACCCGAGAUCGUCUCACAGCUGUGCUUCGAGGCUCGAGACUGCCAAUGCGGACGAAAGGUAAUGACUUCUGCCAUUUGUUUUGCAAGAAAUGAAAUGUCCUUGCUGUCAAACUUGUAAUAUGAUAGAGUAGUUUAUAGAACGGAUGUAGGAUGGACUUGGAUGGAUCGGAUGGACCCCCCUGAUUCUUCCGAUCCUACUUGAAAUGGUGGGAAGUCCAUCCGUUCCAUCCGAUCCAUCCGAUCCAUCCCAUCCCGGAUCUGGCACCCCUAUAAACUGCUAUAAUAUGAAAAUGCUCAUCUUCGUCCAAUGAAUUUAACCACUACUUCUUGUAGUUUCCAAACCACUGACUUUGAAUUUGAUCUACGCGGCUGUCAAAUUUUGAAUGAAAACAUCCCCACACUCAAUUACAGCCAACAAGAACACGGACGUUUUAUCGCUCUAUCAGAAGAGUAAAAAAGUCUGGGAACAAUAUCCCACUCUAAAAUACAAAAAUCCUCACGACAUUCGAAUGGAGCGUGCGGGGAAGCAUCCGAACCGUGGUCCCACGAGCGCAGUUCCUAAGGUGAAGCCGUACUUCACGGAAGCCUUCUUUGUGAAUAGGGACACUUACGCAACGGCGUCGAGAAGGAAAUUGCCAGUAAGACAAGCAGCGGUGGUAUGAAACGAAAAAGUGCACUCACACUCAAGAAAUUGGGUAGGAUUUAAGUAGGAAAAUAGCUAAUUUUUUUGAGUGUGAGUGCACUUUUUUCUUUCAUAGGUGGAAGAACUCUCGACGCGGAGAAAACAGUUGGGAAGACAAACCCUGUUCUCGAAUCCGCAGAAGAAAACAUUAGGGGUGGGACCGUAA